AUGUGUUCAUACCACGAUCGUCAUACUAUUUCCCUUCCUUUGGAUAAGGAAGUGGAAGCAGUAUGGAGUGAUAAUGGUGAACCGUUGCUGCAAUCUCGUCGUCUCAAGGCAUCUUGGGCCAUUCUGCUCAGCAGGCUUUCAGAGACACAAACGACAACAUUUGCAGUAUUGGAACAACCGGCAGUCCCACAGGGCGACCCAUGUUCGAAAUUAGUGGCUUCGCCUCCGCAUCUUGAGACCUGGGAAAUCUCAGACAGUCCGGAUAGUCUCUUGGUGGAUGCAGCAAAGGAAAGCCACAGAGAGCCUCUUUCAGGCACACAGCCCUCGACGGGUGUGGUCAUUAGCUGGCAUGAUGAACCUAAUGGCCCAGCGUUGUUGUCAUGUUCGUUCAAUACAAUGGUUGUCUUCGACUGCAGUAUAUCACCCGUUCAAAUAUCCAUGGAAUACUCAAGGACAUCUCUGACGGCGAAUGAAGCCUGGUCACAAUUGACGGCAAUGGUUCGCAUUCUGGAGCAAAUAGUCAUGAGCCCAGGGUUAUCACUGAAAGAGGUGGAUUUCCUGGGCGCGCAUAGCACCAGAUUGAUCCGGCAAUGGAACAACCCGUACUCACUCAUACGACCACAGGUGUGCAUUCAUACCUUGGUCCUAGAGCAUUGCCGGAGCCAACCCGAUGGUGAGGCUAUAUGUGCUUGGGAUGGUCCCAUCACCUAUGCAGAGCUUGAUCACCAUUCACUCGCAGUCGGACUCCGGCUGCAGUCACUAGGUGUUGGCCCAGAGUCCGUGGUGCCGCUGUACUUCGAAAAGUCACGCUGGACGGUGGUCGCCAUCAUGGGGGUGCUUAGGGCAGGAGCAGCUUUUGUCCUGCUCGAUCCCUCUCAUCCUAUGGCUCGUCUGGCUGAGAUUUGCGUGGAAGUGAAAGCAGCAGUUGCCAUCGCCUCGGGGUCAUUACAGGAACUGAGUCAGCAGUUGGGCCCUCGAGUUAUCACGGUCGUCGACACAAUCAAGGAUCCAGCUGAUACAGGCAGUGAUACCAUAACCACAUGUGUCAAUCCUUCAAACGCUGCAUACGUCGCUUUUACUUCCGGCUCCACCGGAAAGCCCAAAGGGAUCGUGAUUGAACAUCAGUGUUUUGUCGCAAAUACACUGGCUCAAAAUGCAGUCCAGAAAAUUAAUCGCCAAACUCGGGCGUUUCAGUUUGCCUCGUAUGGGUUUGACAGCAGCAUUCUUGAAACACUCAUGACUUUGGUGGCGGGGGGUUGUGUCUGUAUACCCUCGGAGGAGCAGCGGCUCAACGGCCUAGCAGAUGCCAUCCGAGAGCUGGGAGCCAACUGGCUCGAACUAACCCCAUCUGUCGCACGGUUCAUCAACCCUGAAGAUGUACCGGACGUGCGAUCUGUCUUGCUUGUUGGUGAGCCCAUGUCUCAGGACCAUGUCACACAAUGGUCAGGGUCAGGGAAGGUUCAACUCCUCAACGCAUAUGGCCCUGCCGAGUGCAGUGUAGUGACCACUGUUCAGCCCCAUGUACAAUUUGAAGAUCCCCAAAAUAUCGGCCGUUCAUAUAGCAGUCACUGUUGGAUCGUCAACCCUCAAGAUCAUGAUCAACUCGAGCCCCUUGGUGCAGUUGGCGAAUUACUCAUCAGCGGACCGAUCGUGGCCCGGGGCUAUCUCAACCAGCCCCACCAGAAGUCUUUCAUCUCCAACCCUCGUUGGGCGACACGAUUUGGCAUUCCUCCAGGUGAACGCGUGUAUAAAACUGGAGAUCUUGCGCGAUAUAAUCUCGACGAUGGAACGUUGCGAUAUGUUGGCCGCAAAGACCGGGAGGUCAAAAUCCACGGACAACGCGUCGACCUCCAGGAAAUUGAACAUCAUACCUCCCAGUUUCAGAAGGGAAUACUUUCAGUGGCCGAUGUAAUUCAACUCAACAGUAGCAGUGCGGGGAAACUCCUUGCUCUGUUUAUCGCCACAGAUAACGAUGAGAGUCGCACGACGGAAAGCUCUGUUGUCCCCAUGAAUGACGACCUCCUCGAUCUGGUGACUAACAUCAAACACUGGCUUCGUGACUGUCUACCACCAUACAUGAUCCCAACCAAAUAUAUAUUCAUCAAUCGCUUUCCUCUAACGAGAACUGGCAAACUCGAUCGACGGGCCUUGGUUGAUCUUGGAACAGCAUCUAGUCAGUCACCGAUUGGAGAGCACCCGUCGAGUCAGUGUGAUAGAGAAGAUGCCAACCUGGAUACGGAGCUUCUCGCUAAGGAAAGGACCUUGUGUUCCGUGUUUGCUGAAGUUUUGGGGUGCAUGGAAACAAACAUCAGCGCCCAAGAUGGUUUCUACGACAUGGGAGGGAAUUCAUUGGCUGCUAUCGAACUAGUAGCCCGUGCACGAAAGCGUGGUCUGGAGAUCACUGUGGCGGAUGUCAUCCGUCUUCAGAAUCCACGAGAUAUUGCGCGCUGUACCGCCGAAAGCGCGGAGGUUAAUGAGAUCUCGCCAUUUUCUCUUCUUGUGGAUACCGAACAUACUAUAUCCACCGCCACUGCCCAAUGUGGCAUUGAGAGAGAAAUGAUUGAAGAUAUUUACCCAUGCACCCCAGUACAAGAAGCCCUCAUACAUCUAUCCAUCAAGAAUCCGGGAGCUUUCAUGGGCACAUACCGCUUCUCAUUGGCUCCUUCUAUGAACCUGGAUCGGAUCUGGGCUGCAUGGGAACAGCUUUGGCUCAUACAUCCGAUUCUCCGAACACGCAUAAUUCAACUUCGAGAUGGUAAAACGCUUCAAGUCGUCACCAAAAAAUCGUCCCCAUGGAAAGAUAUCUCAGCCAUGUAUGAUUCCCAGCCCAUGAGCAUUGGGACCUCUCUUGCACGUGUAACGUUCCAUCCUGGACCGACUUCCAGCGGAUCGGACUCUGGCAUAUUCCUGCUUACCAUACACCAUGCUCUGUUUGAUGGAUGGUCAUAUCUGCAGCUCCUCGAGGAUCUUCAGGUGAUUUACAACGGGGACCGACUACCAGCACGCCCUGCCUUUAAUCAUGUCAUCAACUACAUCUGCAAGUCAAACAUCGAGGAAGCUCGCUCAUUUUGGGCGCAAGAGUUCAAUGAUUUCCAGGCAAUGAUAUUCCCUGUCUCUCCCCGGCGGUCACCUGCCUCACCACACUGGGAACUAAGAAGCCAGCAAACUGCCCUUGCUGAGUCAGAUAUGGACUGGACCCUCGCUAAUAAAAUCAAAUUAGCGUGGGCUCUUGCGAUCUCUUGCCAAACUCACUCGAAUGAUGUGGUAUACGGAUUGACAGUUUCGGGCCGGAACGCGCCAGUUCCAGAGAUCGAUCGUAUUGCUGGGCCAACUUUUGCAACAUUUCCUUUCCGCACGCAGCUUCAUGAUGAAAUAUCGGUGGAAGAUAUGCUGAUCAAAAUGCGACAACAUGAUAUCUCCAUCAUGCCAUUUGAGCAUACUGGUCUCCGCCGUAUCGCGGAGUCAAGCUCAGACGCAGCCCUGGCCUGUGCAUUCCAGAAUCUUCUCACCGUUAGGUUGCAGUCUCUUCAGAUUCCUCCUGGCGCUUUGAUUCAUGUGCCUGAAAACAAAGACCAUGACUUCAAGUUUGCGUCAUAUCCCCUGUCAGUCGUGGCCCAACAGCAAGGCAAAUCUCUAGAGGUCAAUGCCGUCUUCAAUAGCCACAUUCUGGCGCCCGAUAGGGCCGAGUCACUCUUAGCGCAGUUUCAUACACUGUUGCAGAGAGUCCUCCGGGAGCCCGGGGCAAAGAUGAAGGAUAUAAGGAGCCAGAUACCCCCCGAGUGGCAGCAAUUGGCAGAGAUAAACACAAAGUCCCUGCCCCACCUGCAUUGCCUGCACGAUAUAAUCCAAGACUUCAGUGUCACCCAGCCGAACUCAGAGGCUGUCUGCGCAUGGGAUGGCUCGCUGACGUAUAAAGAACUUGUCGCGUUGGCGCAGAAACUGGCAGGCCAUCUCCAGUCCUACGGAUCCGGGUCAGAACCUGGCGCGGUCAUUGGGAUUUGCGUGGAAAGAUCUAAAUGGUUCCCCGUUGCCAUCCUAGGCGUUAUGAUGUCCGGAGCUGCCAUGGUUUUGUUAGAACCUAACUUCCCCGUACAGCGUUUGCAACAUAUCUUGCGAGAUGCUGGGGCGCGAACGAUGAUAUGCUCUCCGCUAUACCAAGAGAAGUGCACUGGUAUGGUCGAUGAUAUGUUGAUUCUGACUGCGGAUACCCUGUCUCAAGCGGACUACGAUGCUUGGACCCCAUCAACGGUGUCUCAUCAAGACCCAAUGUAUAUUGCUUUCACAUCCGGAUCAACCGGUGCCCCAAAGGGCGUUGUCAUAGAGCAUGGCAUGGUAUAUUCGAUGAUCCAGGCCCACAAGGACGUCAUCGGCACAUCAGCUACGUCCCGGGGCUUACUGUUCGCCUCGCCCGCAUUUGAUAUCUGCCUUGCUGAGAUUGUACUUCUCCUCGGUGCGGGGGGCUGCGUCUGUAUGCCUUCUGAAGCUCAACGCAUGAACAGCUUGGCGAAAACGAUGACCGCCAUGCAGGUCAACGUGGCCAUGCUAACCCCUUCCGUGGCUCGUACCCUUUCCCCGGCCGCAGUCCCUUGUCUCCGAACCAUGAUUCUUGGAGGAGAGCCUCCAUCAGCUUCUGAUCUGGCCACAUGGGCUUCACAAGUUCAGCUGCACCAAUCCUAUGGUCCCGCAGAGUGCGCUAUGUACACGACAACUACUGCCCAAUUGACCCCUACGUCAGAUUUGGGCAACGUCGGAUCAUCUCCAAACGCGUCCUGCUGGAUUGUUGAUCCGGACAAUCAUGAUGAGCUUGAGCCUGUGGGCUCGGUAGGAGAACUCCUCAUCGGUGGGCCGAUUGUUGGAAGAGGAUAUAUCAAUCGAGCCCAGGAGUCUGCAGCUGCCUUCAUUCGUGAUCCUGUCUGGAGCGAUAAAUUCCCCUUCUUGCGAGGUCAACGACUUUAUAAGACUGGAGAUCUCGCUGUCUUAAACGCAGACGGGUCGUUAACUUUGGUCGGCCGAAAAGAUACGCAGGUCAAGCUCAAUGGGCAACGGAUUGAGCUACAUGAGAUCGAGCAUUGUGCAGAAAGAUAUCAACAUGGUACCGCGGUCAUUGCGGAGUUGAUAAAGCCUGUCGGCAAUCAGAGACCCAGACUUAUCAUGUUUGUCUAUGAUCCUGCGACGGUUGAAACUACGGUGGUCGUCACGUCGGCUUGUCAUGACCAUCGGGAAGUGUUUGUCCCACCAUCAACACAAGAUCGAGCUUACCUUGAAGGUGUGAAACAUUAUCUCACCCAACACCUUCCACCGUACAUGAUACCGUCACUUUUCCUUCCGCUAUCCCGUCUGCCGCUUAGCCCGAGUGGCAAGGCCGAUCGCAAGACACUGCGCCAGAUUGCAUCUAAAAUGGACAGAGAGACAUUAGAUAUGUAUCUGGACAAUCCGGCGGUAGAGAAAAGGGAACCAGUCACAGAGCAAGAGCGAUUUGUUCGUGCAUGCUUUGCCACAGCGCUAUCAUUGAAUGAGGAAGCCAUUGGUAUGGACGAUAGUUUCUUCGCUCUGGGAGGCGAUUCCAUCACUGCCAUGCGUGUUCUCACUUUGUGUCGGAGGAGAAACAUGGCCAUCUCGAUGCAGGAGUUCCUCUCAAAGAACACUGUAUCCUUAUUUUGCAAACAUGUCAUUGUGAUUCAGGGCGAGGCUGUCGCCAAACGCCAAAAGCUUCUGGACUCACAAGACUCCGUUCGAGGGAAUGAUCGUCUCGUCCAGUUUGAGCACAUCGAUUACCAGCUGGAUAUGGUUCGAUCUCAGUUGAAUUUGCUGAAGUCGGAUUCAAUUGAGGAAAUCUACCCCUGCUCCGAUGCGCACAGUGGAAUCUUGGAGCUGUACACAUCCAAUUACACGAGUACUGCAAUUUUCGAAGUUUCCCCUGCGGGAUCAGUGACCCCGGUGCAGGUCAGCAACGCAUGGAGUCAAUUGGUGCACCGGCAUGUGGCCUUGCGUACAGUUCUCAUGAAAGAGCCAAAGGUUCACGCGGAUUACCUUCAUGUGGUCCUCGACAAGGGACCAGCUCAAAUUCUUGCUCUUCCUCGCAGCGGGGAUGCCCUUUCGGAACUGAAAAAUAUCGAACCAGUCCAAUCCUGGGGUCUGUCACCACCACACCGGUUAAUCAUCGGUCAGGACCAUUCUGGGACAGUGUUCAUGAGGCUAGAAACGGGCCGUGCCUUGAUUGACGCCUUUUCCAUGACCAUCCUACUAGAAGAGCUUUCUCUCAUGCUGCAGGGUCAGCCUCUACCAGAGCAAGGGGUCUCAUAUCGUGAAUAUCUGUCCCAUUUGCGUGCCCAGUCACCUACAGAAACACUGCAAUAUUGGACACAGUCGCUUUAUGGAGUCUACCCUUCCCACCUACCCAGAAUACCCGCGACGCAGUCCUCUCUCGCCGAAUCCCGCUCGCAGACCCGCUGCCUUCCAUUCGCGCAAUCAAAACGUCUUGAUUCCUUCUGGCGCUCCAAUAACCUCACCAUAACCAACGUUUUCCAGCUGGCGUGGGCUUUAACCCUCACCCACUACACCAACUCCCGCGAUGUGUGCUUCGGAACCAUCACGUCUGGACGUGACACUCCCCAUCUGGAAGUAUGGAAUAUUGUCGGAUCAUUUUUCAACGUUCUUCCAUGUCGAAUCGCAAUUGAUCCCAAGCGCUCAGUGCUAGACACCCUCCGACAGAACCAGGAGGAUAUUCAGCGUCGAAAUGACCACCAGUACUGUUCCAUGCCAGAUAUAAUCCGGAAGUCAGGAAUAAGAAGUCUGGACGAUGGCCAACAGCUGUUUAAUACAGUUCUGACGGUGCAGAACCCGUUCUCGACGCAAUCAUCUACUGGGAAAGAUGGGAGCAAUGAGAUCGAUAUCAAACUAAUCGAUUUGGAAGAUGCAACUGAGUAUGACCUUUGCGUGGCUAUUCUUCCCUCCGAUUCCCACUUCAAGGUGGAAUUACGCUACUGGUCGACGACCGCAUCUGAGGAAUAUGCCUCGGAUAUUCUAGAUCGUCUUUUCGAUCAGUUGGAACAGAUUGUGCAUCAUGCGACUAAACCAUUGAGUGCCAUCACCGGUGUUUAA
Messenger RNA from Penicillium griseofulvum, 7101 nucleotides. Its product is annotated as non-ribosomal peptide synthetase. The transcript has 3 exons. Bases 1 to 7101 code for a protein of 2366 amino acids. NCBI's taxonomy places the organism in Eukaryota, Fungi, Ascomycota, Eurotiomycetes, Eurotiales, Aspergillaceae. Gene Ontology annotation, biological process: secondary metabolite biosynthetic process; amino acid activation for nonribosomal peptide biosynthetic process. Gene Ontology annotation, cellular component: cytoplasm. The record is from RefSeq and is a predicted model, not a curated record. Gene Ontology annotation, molecular function: phosphopantetheine binding; catalytic activity.